UGCAGAAAGUUGAUAUGAGAAAUUGUAGUGCACGUGAUCAUUCGGUACAGGUUUAGGUUAUGUACAGUGUUUGGUGAAUCGAGUCAUAGAGUCUUUCGUCCUUUCGUUCGUUAUUUUAAGGUUCUAGACUAGAGGAGAGGUGUGAUCAUCAACAAUGUCAGAAGAAAGACAUGUGAAACCAAAAUUGAUUGUGUUUGAUCUUGAUUACAGCCUUUGGCCUUUCUAUGUUCAAAAGCAUUUGGUGCACCCUCUCUUGCAAAACAAAGGGGAAAUAUUCGACAUGCGCCUAAGGCCAGUCAAGCCUUACCCUGAGGUACCAAUGAUACUCUCUGAAUUGAAUGAAAAGGGCUAUGAACUAGCCAUUGCCUCCCGAACAAGUGAAAUCAGAGGAGCCAAUCAGCUAAUCAAACUAUUGGGUUGGGAUAAGUACUUUAAGUACAAGGAAAUUUAUCCUACCAGCAAACUUAAGCAUUUUUCCAAGUUUUGUGAUGCCUCUCACUACAAAUAUGAAGAAAUGCUGUUCUUUGAUGAUGAUCAUAGGAACAUACAAGAACUAUCUGAAGUAGGAGUGACAUGUGUCCUUGUCCCUGCUGGAG
Frankliniella occidentalis (western flower thrips) is the source of this 596-nucleotide messenger RNA. Its product is annotated as magnesium-dependent phosphatase 1-like. The record is from RefSeq and is a predicted model, not a curated record. Gene Ontology annotation, molecular function: acid phosphatase activity. Lineage: Eukaryota; Metazoa; Arthropoda; Insecta; Thysanoptera; Thripidae.